CCAUCUUCUAAUAUCACAUUUUGUACUGGUAUUUUUCACUGUGUACACUACUCUCUGUCUCUGGUGCCUCCUAAUCUGCCACAACCAGCAAGAAAAUAACCAGUGCAAAUUGAAUACACCAACUAUGAUUCUAACGCAUAUUUCAAGAUUAAAUUUCUCCAUCUUAACCCACCCAAUACCAACACUCAAGCCCUUUUCACUUCAAACUAAUUCACCCUUCACUCUCAUUUCAAAACUCAAUCUUCCCACUAUUAUAAACCAACCCAAAUCAGUUUCCACUACUACAGAACCCAUACCCAUCUCACAUCUCACCACCACCAACACCCAUGAAGAACAAAACCACAAUACCCAAUUCCAAUUUUCGAUUGACAAGCUGUUUAUACCGCCGGAAACUGAGGUUUUGUUUACCGACGACGCUUCUGCUCUGAGUGCUAGAGUCUUGAAAGGCUCUAAUAUAGUGCUGAGUAAGUAUGCAAGAGAUGCUCAGAUUGUUCAGGCUGAGUUUGUCAAGAGUAGUGUUAACACUGAAGAUUGUCCUAAUAAUGGUUUCCCUGAGUUUGCACUUGUGGGUAGAUCUAAUGUUGGCAAAUCUUCCCUUCUUAAUUCUCUUGUUCGAAGAAAGAAACUCGCUCUUACCUCUAAGAAACCUGGAAAGACGCAAUGCAUUAACCAUUUUCGGAUCAAUGAUAGCUGGUACUUGGUGGAUUUGCCUGGAUACGGGUAUGCUUCUGCACCUCAGGAACUUAGGACAGAUUGGAACAAGUUUACAAAAGACUAUUUUCUUAAUCGUUCCACCUUGAUCUCAGUAUUCCUUCUCAUUGAUGCUAGUAUUCCUGCAAAGAAGAUUGAUCUUGAAUAUGCCAGUUGGCUGGGUCAGAAUCAGAUACCUAUGACAAUAAUCUUCACGAAAUGCGACAAGCGCAAGAAAAAGAAGAAUGGAGGGAAAAGGCCGGAAGAAAAUGUCAAUGACUUUCAAGAGUUGAUACGUAGCUUCUUCAAGACAGCACCCCCUUGGAUUAUGACCAGCAGUGUUACAAAUCAAGGCCGUGAUGAGAUACUACUGCACAUGGCUCAACUGCGAAACUACUGGCUCAAACAUUGAGACAAGGAUGACAAACAAUGAAGAAUUUUCUAUUUACCCUGGCUAAACUUUUCAGAGGGCAGAAAAGGAUAAGCAUUUUGGAAAAUCGAACCUGGAUCGUGAUUCGUGAGUAUAUAGAAUUUCAAGCCAUAGCCAGAUAACAUUUUAACCCCUAAUGGAAUUCAGCGCACCAAAUGUGUUUAGAAGUGGGUCAUCUACGUAUUUCUUACAUUAUAUUAAUGAAAUUCAGCGCACCAAAUUGCAGUUAUCUUAAUCUUUUGUAUUUUAUGAACUUCAUAUAAUAUAUAGAGAAAAAUAUUAAGUUUA
Molecule: messenger RNA, 1408 nt
Organism: Mercurialis annua (annual mercury)
Lineage: Eukaryota; Viridiplantae; Streptophyta; Magnoliopsida; Malpighiales; Euphorbiaceae
Product: GTP-binding protein At2g22870
Exons: 5
Coding region: 125-1102 (325 amino acids)
Molecular function (GO): GTP binding
Source: RefSeq, a predicted model, not a curated record